Drosophila miranda is the source of this 1261-nucleotide messenger RNA. RefSeq names its product serine protease inhibitor 42Dd-like. The coding region runs from base 81 to 1211 and encodes 376 amino acids. Gene Ontology annotation, molecular function: serine-type endopeptidase inhibitor activity. Lineage: Eukaryota; Metazoa; Arthropoda; Insecta; Diptera; Drosophilidae. The record is from RefSeq and is a predicted model, not a curated record. The transcript has 3 exons.
ACUAUUAGUCUGUUCCGUGUCUUUCCCCAGGAUCCGUGGCCGCGCUCUCACUUUUGCUUCUCUUGGGCUCUCUUCUCACGAUGGUCCAGUCCGACACCAAGUUUGCCUCAAAGCUUUUCAGUGUGCUGCACAAGACUGACACUGUUCGGUAUAUCGUAUUCUCGCCGCCGUCAAUUAGGUCAGCCCUUGGCUUGGCAUACCUUGGCGCUGAAGGCACCACUGCAGAGGAGCUAAAGCGGGCCCUCUCACUGGAAGGUUCCGACAAGAAUGACGUGGCCCAAAGAUUCGCUCAUCGUUUGACCCAAGAACAAAAACAGUAUGGGGAUGACGCUCAGUUCAGCUAUGCCAACCGUAUCUACGUGGCCGAGCGGUACAGGCUUAUUCAGGCUUAUCAAGAGUUGGCUGGUAAAUACUUUAACGCAUCCGCCGCGAAUGUGAACUUCGCGGAGAGUGUAGAAAUUAACGAAGAAGUCAAUUCCUGGGUGCGGGAGCAAACCCAUAAACAACUCAGUUUCCUCUUCACUUCUCACAAAUCCAUCAGCUCGGACAGUGCCGCCAUCCUGAUCAAUGUGAUCUACUUCAAAGCCAGUUGGCUAAAGGGUUUCCACCAAUUUCAGACAAAGGUUCGUAGCUUUGUGUCCAUGGAUGGCCAAAAGCAUGGAACGUACACCAUGUUUCAGUGGGAGUUUUUUAGGUACGCCGAGUUGCCGUCUCUGAAGGCCACGGCUUUGGAAAUGCGUUACAAAGGAACGGACAUUGUGUUCCUGAUCAUUUUGCCUUUAGAGGAGCUGGGACUGUAUGAACUCGAGGAGAAGCUAAGUGUUUUGGACCUGAACGAGAUAAGUUCGCAAAUGAGAGAGGAGCACGUGCGGCUGCAGAUGCCCAAAUUAAAACUAGAGUUUGAUGUCUCCCUGCAGCCUGUCCUAGAGCAGCUGGGUAUAAAGACCAUGUUCGGUCCCAAUGCCGACUUUAGUAGCCUUGCCAAGGGCCGUGACAUAAAGAUCUCCGAUAUGGUUCACAAGGCCUACCUCGAUUUGAACGAGAACGGAACCGCUGACGCUUCCGCAAGCGCAGGUCCAACUUCUUGGCUUUCGUCAGUCCUGGUAGCUAAACGGCCGACAAAACCGUUCAUCGUCGAUCAUCCCUUUUUUUUCGCCAUCAAGGACAAGCAGACUAUCUUUUUUUUGGGUCAUGUUACCUCACCAUAUUAACAGUACAAUGUAGCUUUAAGUCCAUGAAAUAAAAGCCAACAUAAGCAGCA